Anopheles maculipalpis is the source of this 873-nucleotide messenger RNA. Its product is annotated as Na(+)/H(+) exchange regulatory cofactor NHE-RF1. Gene Ontology annotation, molecular function: protein-membrane adaptor activity; protein binding. The coding region runs from base 1 to 873 and encodes 290 amino acids. Gene Ontology annotation, cellular component: apical plasma membrane. The transcript has a single exon. The record is from RefSeq and is a predicted model, not a curated record. NCBI's taxonomy places the organism in Eukaryota, Metazoa, Arthropoda, Insecta, Diptera, Culicidae. Gene Ontology annotation, biological process: protein localization to plasma membrane.
AUGACGUCCAAAACGGCCGCCACGAACGGUUCGACCACCGCGAAGUACGAGCCCCGGCUCUGUCACGUCGUCAAGCGGCCCGAUUUCGAUGGGUACGGGUUUAAUCUGCACGCGGAAAAGGGACGGCCGGGCCAGUACAUCGGCAAGGUGGACGAUGGUUCGCCGGCAGAAUCGGCCGGCCUACGGCAGGGCGAUCGGAUUAUUGAGGUGAACGGUCAGAACAUCACGACCGAAACGCACAAAAAGGUGGUCGAGCUGAUCAAAGCCGUCCCGAACGAAACGCGCCUGCUCGUGAUCGAUCCGCGGGCGGAUGCGAAUGAUCUGAAGCUGGCACUGGCCAAAGCGGCCGCCGGUUUGAUGGUUAGCAACGGGACGGCAAACAGUAAUGGAACGAGCAACGGACAUCACGAGAGCAAUGGGGUGAAUGGGGUAGCUAAGAAGGACGCGAAGGAUACGGGCGUCAAGAUGGAAGAGAAGUCAUCACCCAAGUCCACCACCACGAAUGGGUCGGCGACCGUGAAUAAUAAUAAUAAUAUCAACAACAACAACAAUCACAGUCACAGCAAUGGCAACGGUACGACGACUGCGCCCCUCGCCACCGAGUCGCCCAUCAUGGAGAAGAUCAUCGACGACACGAAAAAGGUCCUCACCGUGACGGAUGGUGCUGCUGUCGGUAAGAUGGCACUGAACGGUACUGCACCGGCAGCUACGGAACCCAGCAAAACCGUACCACCGCCAACCGAGGGCAAGAAGCUUAAUCUACCGAUGACGGCGGCGGAGAUGAGGGCACAGCUAGCCGCCCGCAAGAAGUACGAUCCCAAGAGUGAGGUGUGCGAUUUGCGCAAAAAGUAUGAAAUUAUACAGAAAAUGUAA